AUAGGGGCAAGGGGGGCUUGACUGACUUCAAACUUCCUGCUUGGAUCCUGGUGGACUGGCCAGACGCCGCGACAGCAACCAUUGGGAAAGCAGCAAGUAUCAUCCUGGAUGUUUGCAUGUUCAUUGCUUGGUCGCUCACCAUGUUCCUCCCAUAAAAGAACAAUACAAGCUUCAUAUAGCUAGCUACGACAUACUAGUACGAACACAAUCAAAAUGAGCCAAUUGGACUUGGUUCGUACUCGACCAGCCUUUGAAAAGCUGGCGAUAGGACCUCUCAUGAUAUUUGGAGAAAUGGUCACAGGAGGCCACUAUCUGGAAAUACUAAAAUAUGCCAAGCAAAUGCACGUGGGUCAUCAGGAAACUCCUUCCUAUUGGAUUCUCCACCGAAACUUCCUACAAGAGUCUGGUGGCAAAUACUGGGCGACAUUUUACCGAGGAUUUGCUCCUUGGGGAUUGAUUGAAUGCUACAAGGGAAUUCCGGUCCUCUUUAUCCAGCACGAAGCCAUGUAUCAACUGCAAGCCAAGACGAGCUUGUCUCACAAAACGUCGGAACGCAUCUCGGGUGUCCUGGGUGGUGCCGCACAAGCCUUGUUUGUGUGUCCCUUGAUUAAACUGAAAGUCACCGUGGUGGCCGAUGCCAAGGCCAAUGCCAUGACACCCACCGCAGCCAUGCGGCGUCUCAUUGCCACCAAUGGAGUGGCCUCCUUGAUGGAUGGCAUUGUCCCCAUGGUACUUCGAAGAAGUCUCGAUUGGGGCAUUCGAUUUGCCGUGGCGGGGGAAGUCAAGGAUCGCAUCCAAGCGCGGAGACAAGCAAAGGGGCUGACACCCAAGCUCGAGUUUCACGAACUGCUCGUGUGUGGACUCAUUGGGGGCGCUGCUUCGGCGGUCACACAUCCCAUUGACAAUGUCAUUACCAAUUCGCAAAAGCCUCUUCCGUACCCCGGUGCCAAGCGAGAUUUCUGGUCCGUCAUAAAAAGAAUGUAUCGGGAGUCCGGUAUGAAUGGCUUUACACGAGCCUGGGGAAUCAAAAUUGUGGAUAAUGCCUACCACUUGGCGUGGAUGUAUGGUGUUGGCACUGUGGCGUACGACUACAUGGCCCGGGCCAUUCACAAUCGUCAAUCUUAGCUUGCUAGCGCAAGGAAGGACGAGGGAAAGGAACAUCGGGAAUUGAAGAACAGUGCCAACAAAACCCAAGGGUUCACUGCUAUUUAAUGGAGGACCAAACCACAGGAUGAGACUACCUGACUACCUCCACCACACAACAAACCGGAAGGAAGGACGUGCAAGAAAGACGGGAGAGAAAACAAAGGAAGUGGCAACAAACCAAACCAGGGGCGACUGACACGGAAGAGAGGAUGAACCACAGAAUUCUCCACACACUGCACAAGCAACAAAACGGAUGGAGGGGGGGGGGGAGGAAGGUCAAAAGUGCUGGAGAUG
Messenger RNA from Seminavis robusta, 1440 nucleotides. The record is from the annotation of a GenBank genome assembly. Lineage: Eukaryota; Bacillariophyta; Bacillariophyceae; Naviculales; Naviculaceae.